AUGUUGCUCCUUAAAACCAACUUCGGUGUCGCGAAGUUCAAAAGAAAUCAGAAACCCAGAAGAGGAAUGAAUGAUCAGGGAUCACGUUUUCAGCACAUAAAAUCUUGGCUUUUGACUUCUAAUCAAGUGAUGGUGGCCUUGUGGGGUCGGGUCCCACCAGAAAUAUUUCUAUUGUUGGGAGCCACUGCUGCUCUUAUUGGUCCAAAGGAUUUACCAAUCAUAUCCAGAACAGCUGGGAGGAUAGCCGGCAGGGCUGUUGCUUAUGUACAAUUGGCCCGGGGACAGGUUCAAUCUGUUAUACAGCAAUCUCAAGCUCGUCAGCUUCAUAAGGAACUUCACGGACUCAUGUCACAAGUAGAUGCUAUUAAACAUGAAGUUCGAAGUCUUACAUUCAUAAAUCCUGGCCCUUUAACUCGGAGCCUUGAUAGUCUCGACCACGCAUCUAUCUUGAAUGACUACAGGAAACCGGAAGGUGCUGGGGUGAAUCUCUCAAUAUCGUCUCUUACCAAGGAUUCAACUCCAUUGCCGUCAAAUUCAUUCAAUAUGCAAAGCCAAGCAACUACCUAUGCCAGGUUGGCCGAGGCCCCUUCCAUAAAGAAUGGUUUAUUGGCAAGUAGUGCUGAAGUUGAGAAGGUUAAAGAUGGGCUGCAGCUUAUUGUCAUGCCAGUUUCCGCUGAAAGUACUGGACUCUUACCAAAUCGUGGGGGAGCUGAUGUGAAAGGAUCUGACCUAGUUCAAGAAGCAAUUUUGGAAGCAGAGGUAGCUCAUAAAGCAAAGGAGUUCUUUUCACAGCCUGAAAAUCAGCCCGGAAAUCAGAUAUGA
Molecule: messenger RNA, 822 nt
Organism: Vicia faba (fava bean)
Lineage: Eukaryota; Viridiplantae; Streptophyta; Magnoliopsida; Fabales; Fabaceae
Source: the annotation of a GenBank genome assembly